UGCAUCCGGAGUUCGACUCAUCUCUGCUUUGGGGGGGGGGAUAAGAAAAACUGUGAAUCAAACGUCACAAGACGAGGCUCUAGCUCACAUGGAAGCUAGGAGACGUUGCCAUGGAUGCUGGCGCGUUCCGGUGACAACGGAAAGGUGGCACUUCUAAGUCUUAAAGCGAGCGCGCGUGAGAGCUACAGCCACAACCGACGGACGGACAGACAGUCAGACAGACAGAGCAAGUGUGGAGAAACUCACACUCUGACGUACCUCUACACGGGGCUGUCGGAGGGCACGUCACUGCCAUCCGGCAGUGAUGGCUCGCACUACUUCACGGCCAUGGGCGUGCUGGACAGUCACGUGAUCGACUACUACGACAGCAGCACCAUGAAGAAGGUCCCCAAGCAGCCUUGGAUGGCCGAGAAGUUGGACUCCGCCUACUGGGAGCAGGGCACCCAGUCCAGGAAGAGCAAACAGCAGUGGUUCAAGGUCAACGUGGACAUCUUGCUUAAUCGCAUGGGACACAACCGCACAGAUGUGCAUGUCCUCCAGUGGUUGCACGGUUGCCGGGGCAACCUGGAUCCCAACGGCAUAUUAACUUUCGGUGGCGGCGUGGACACAUACAGCUACGAUGGCCUGGACUUCCUGUCCUUCGACUACGAGCGUGCCAAGUGGGUGGCCACGGCCCCCAUGGCGGUGGAGACCAAAAGGAAGUGGGACGACGUGCGUCUCCUCAAGGUCUACACACGGGCCUACCUGGACAAGGAGUGCAUCAGCUGGAUGGAUCGCUUCCUGCAGUACCAGCGCAACCAAACGGAGGCCGCGCCGCCGCCCUCCCUCGAACUCUUUGCCAGGCCGACGCGUGCAGCCAGUACGUUGCUGCUGACCUGCCUGGCCAGCGGCUUCCCGCGCAAGGACGUCAUCCUGGAGAUCCGGCGUAACGGCCGCAAGCUCACCCGAGAGGACGGCUUGGCAUCGCUGGGCGUGCGACCCAACGGAGACGGCAGCUUUCAGAGGCGAGACAGCGUGGAAGUCCUUCAGAGCGACACCGCCAAAUUCACCUGCGUCCUCCGACAUCCGGCGUCUGGACUUCAUGACGAAAAGCUUUGGGAUGGCAAGAUUUUGGGCGAACCUGUGGCUGAUGUGAAAAUCGCCAUCGGCGUCGGGUUGGUGAUUCCGCUCGUCAUCUUGGUCGCCAUCAUGGGAUGGGUCUUGUACAGGAAGUUCAGAGGCGGUGCUGCCCACAAGGUUUCGCCCGUGGAAGAGGAUUGUCAGCGCAAAACGAGCGAACGCCUUCAACCUCUUUUAUGACACCACGAUCUUCUCAUCCGCUCAUGCAGGGCUGGCACAAUGCUUUUCCUUUCAAAUGGUUGAAUCUUACGCUGCUGGUUUUUACCUGAUUUUAUGGCUCAAGAAAAGUUGGGACAAAUAACAA
Syngnathus acus (greater pipefish) is the source of this 1423-nucleotide messenger RNA. RefSeq names its product major histocompatibility complex class I-related gene protein-like. Gene Ontology annotation, cellular component: external side of plasma membrane. Lineage: Eukaryota; Metazoa; Chordata; Actinopteri; Syngnathiformes; Syngnathidae. Gene Ontology annotation, biological process: immune response. Bases 115 to 1299 code for a protein of 394 amino acids. The transcript has 6 exons. The record is from RefSeq and is a predicted model, not a curated record.